Messenger RNA from Anarrhichthys ocellatus (wolf-eel), 1649 nucleotides. RefSeq names its product epithelial membrane protein 2 (gene emp2). Bases 924 to 1421 code for a protein of 165 amino acids. NCBI's taxonomy places the organism in Eukaryota, Metazoa, Chordata, Actinopteri, Perciformes, Anarhichadidae. Gene Ontology annotation, cellular component: plasma membrane. The transcript has 5 exons. The record is from RefSeq and is a predicted model, not a curated record.
CGCGCUCACGACAGCCUGUCCAGAGAACGUGCGCAUAGAACAAACUUUUUGGGGGGAGACUAGCUCAGCUCCAGCUGCCGUUUCGUCACGUUUGGAGGCUUUUUGUUCUCCCAAUUUAUUGUUCCCUGAUUUCCCUUCUAACAUUCACACACAGUCACAUCUGGAACUCCACACUCUUUGCUUCAUUCUCGGACCAAAACCCGGUGAGUAAACUGCGUUUUAUUAGUUUGCAUAUUGUUUGAAUGCUCGGAACCUUCUCUACGGGAUUCAAGUCCCAUUUAAAUUCCAUGUGGCCGCGAUAUGCCUCUUUAAUAUACCAAUUACACUAUUAAAGUGUCUUCUGGUGAGUUUUAGCCCAACUGUCCUUAUUUACUGCUGUGGAAUAUUUAAAGCCUAAAAUAUUUCUAAAAUAAUUGGUGCUCUGCCUCGAUAUUUUCAGGCUAUUUAAAGCGCAGAGCAGGUGUAUUUAGUUUCAUCACAGAUCAGUUUUAAGGAGUCGUUGUUACCUUAUUUUGUUUUUUUUAAACGGAUCGUGGCUCCAGGUCUCAGACAUUGGAAAUGAAAGGGGCGUUGUCAGCCGUCAAUGUGCGUGUGCGUGUGUCUGAGUGCUGUGAAUGAGCCGCGUGUGUUUCGAGGUAAACUGCUAUUUGUUUCACAGGGAGCAGGAAGUGUGCGCGCGUGUGUCAUAGGUACUUUAAGUGUGUCUGUGGAAUAAUAGACAUUAGACUGUUCUCUGGAUAUGGUGCGCCUGCUUUGGCUCGGCAAGCUUGCACAUAAGAUCCCUUGCACGUGAAGGACCUCGAUCCGUCCCCGACUAUCAGCCUGCAAACCAGCAUAAACACACAAGCAUUGCACAUUGACAAUUAGCCAGUGAGCAACGCAGACAGCCGCAGAAGCAACCUGUGAGAUAUUUAAGGGCAGCCAUGUUGAUCAUCUUAGCCUUCAUCCUCCUCUUCCACGUGGCCGCAGCCAUCCUCCUCUUUGUUGCAACCAUUCACAACGCCUGGUGGGUGGUGUCGCCAGUGGGACUCGAUGUGAUCUACGCCGACCUGUGGUACUCCUGUAACUCCACCUGCUAUCCUGUGGAGAACAGCCACACUGUUGAUGCAGCCUUUCUGCAGACCGUCCAGGCUACUAUGAUUCUGGCCACCAUUUUAUGUUGUGUCAGCUUCUUCGUCUUCAUCCUUCAACUCUUUAAGCUCCAACAGGGAGAUAGAUUUGUUUUCACUGCUAUUAUCGAGCUGCUGGCCUCUCUGUGUGUUAUGAUCGCUGCGUCCGUCUACACGGCUCAGAACAAGAGCUUCCAUGUGGCGAGUCUCCGGGAGGGCUCCUACGGCUCCUCCUACAUCCUGGCCUGGAUCAGCUUCCCCAUGACUCUCAUCAGCGGCCUCAUGUACCUGGUGCUCAGGAAGCGCAAAUAGAUGUGACGGGCACGCAGAUAUAAAAUGAAUAUAAACAGGAACACUUGGACACAUGCAUAAAGACGUACACUUUUCCUCAACAAACAUGCAUGCACACAGUCUGUCUGGAUCCCUUAGAUUUAUAAUAACAUAUGAGAAAAGGACUAAUCCACAUUCAUUUCAGUCCAGGCAAUUCACCAAUAAAGUGUACAGCAACACGUUUUUUUCCACCUCACACACACACACACA